AUGAAGAGGUCGAUUUCUCCAUCUGUUAAAGGGAGCAUAACAACAUCUGAAAAUGCAAAAGAUUUUCUUAAGUCAAUUGGGGAGUUUUUCCAAGAAUCAAAGAAGGCUGAGAUAGGUACAUUGAUGGGGCAACUCAUUGAUGUCAAGUACAAUGGAGAGGAUUGUGUUAUGACUCACAUACUCAAUAUGCUCGAGAUUGGGAACAAAUUGAAAGCACUCAAUGUCAAUGUAGACGAGACAAUGAUGGUACACUUUGCUAUUAAUUCUCUGCCAAAUGUUUUUAGACAUCUCAAAAGCACAUAUGUGGCUCAAAAGGAAAUCUGGACGAUAAUAGACCUCAUAAGCAUAUGUGUGCAGGAUGAGCAAAAUGUAAGAAAGGAGAAAGCUGAGGAGCAUGUCAAUUUGUACAUGAAGCCAAACCAAAAGCCAAGGAGACUGUUAAGAACAAAACUGCAGGCAAGAAAAAUAAGAAGGAAGAAGAUUCAAAAGGACUUAAUCCAGUAG
Molecule: messenger RNA, 504 nt
Organism: Prunus armeniaca (apricot)
Lineage: Eukaryota; Viridiplantae; Streptophyta; Magnoliopsida; Rosales; Rosaceae
Source: the annotation of a GenBank genome assembly